AUGCCUGAGCAAAGGCCGACAGCAUCUGAUUCCUUUGACCCGAUGGGCUUUGAGAAACGCUGUCGAGAGUCGGUGUCGUCGGGAAGAAGGAGGGACUGGAACGAGCGUCCUGAAGGCGUGACUUGUUUUGUUGAAAGGGAGAGGAGACGAGAAGGAGAAACGACAGAUUUGGGGGGGCGGUCGACAGGCAGGACGGGGGGUGGAUGGGCAGAGGCAGCAAGAGACCCAGGUCGCUGCACGCCGUCAGGUACCGGGUUGGGAUACGAAGAGGUGCAGCACCGGCGAGGUACCGGUGCGACUAACAACGGGCUUAUCCAGCGAUGUAUUCAAUAG
Molecule: messenger RNA, 333 nt
Organism: Trichoderma virens Gv29-8
Lineage: Eukaryota; Fungi; Ascomycota; Sordariomycetes; Hypocreales; Hypocreaceae
Exons: 3
Coding region: 1-333 (110 amino acids)
Source: RefSeq, a predicted model, not a curated record